UUUCAAGUGUCGUUCUGCUAAUAUUUAAGGAACAGACACUCUCACUUUUAAUGUGGGGAGAUCUCACCUCUGGAAUUGUAUUCGAAUGAGUCUCCUAUUGAAUCACGCUUCUCUUCAGCCCCAAUCUCCUUCUCUUCAUCUCCAUGGGAAUUCGCAAAUCCAUGGAUCUCUCUUUUGGAGGCGUCGAAAACGGAAACUGGAACGAAGCUUCACUCUUCGUAAUCAUGUAAGAUCUUCACUAUCGGCUUCGUUCGAAAACCUGUUUCAGAAUUUGAUUUCUCAGUUCCCCUCGGUAAAUUCCUUGGAUUUGAUCGCUCCAGCUUUGGGUCUUUCAUCCGGUGCUGCGUUGUAUCUCUCUCGUUUUAAUUCCCGUCGGAAUUCUGGAGUUUCUGAUAUUGGAGAGUGGAUUUUAUUCACCAGCCCAACACCGUUCAAUCGAUUUGCAUUGCUCCGGUGCCCUUCGAUACAGUUCGAGGGGAGUGAGCUACUGCAGGAAGUGAAUGAUAAGCUCGUGAAGGAGGACAGGCAUUUCGUGAAGCUGAACAGUGGGAGGAUUCAUGUACGGUAUUCGGAUGAGAGGCAUGGCCGUUUUGAGGAGAAAUUCGUUUAUCAGAGAGUUUGUGUCCGCACAGACGAUGGAGGGGUUAUUUCCUUGGACUGGCCAGCGAAUUUGGAUUUGACGGAGGAGCCUGGAUUGGAUACGACACUGUUGAUUGUACCGGGGACGACGGAAGGGAGCACAGAUAAGAACAUAAGGUCAUUCGUAUGUGAUUCUCUGAAGCAAGGCUGUUUUCCCAUCGUCAUGAAUCCAAGGGGAUGCGCUGGUUCACCUCUGACCACUGCCCGGUUAUUUACAGCAGCUGACAGCGAUGAUAUCUGGACAGCUAUACAGUUUAUCAACAGUGCAAGACCAUGGACAACAUUGAUGGGUGUUGGCUGGGGAUAUGGUGCAAACAUGCUGACAAAAUACCUUGCAGAAGUUGGAGAGAGAACACCUCUUACAGCUGCUGUAUGCAUAGACAAUCCUUUUGACUUGGAGGAAGCAACAAGAUCAUCCCCCUACCAUCUUACCACAGACCAAAAGCUCAAAGGUGGACUGAUUGAUAUUCUGCGGUUUAACAAGGAACUCUUUCAGGGCAGAGCAAAAGGGUUUAACGUGGAAAAGGCUCUGUCAGCCACAUCCGUGCGUGAUUUUGAGAAAGCCAUAUCCAUGGUUUUUUAUGGGUUUGAAGCUAUUGAAGAAUUUUAUGCAAAAUCUAGUACAAGACAACUGGUUGGGAACGUGAAGAUCCCUGUUCUCUUCAUACAGAGUGAUGAUGGGAUGGUACCUGUAUUCUCCAUUCCACGCAGUUCAAUCGCAGAAAACCCAUUCACAAGCCUACUUCUCUGUUCUUGUUUGCCUACUACUACUAGAAGUGAUAUUUCUGCUCUAUCUUGGUGCCAGCAUCUUGCCAUUGAGUGGCUUACAGCAGUGGAACUUGGACUCCUGAAGGGUCGACAUCCUCUUCUGAAAGAUGUAGAUGUUACCAUCAAUCCUUCAAAAGGUUUAGCUCUGCUUGAAACUAAGGCAUCAGAUAAGAGUAGGAACAAAAACAACUUCUUGAAUCCUACCCACUCAGAUGCUUUAAAUGGAUAUUCCGUUGGUCCGAUGAAGAAUGUGAUUGACGAGACUGAUACUGCUCCCAGAGCUCAUUUAAAAUCUGGAAGGGAUUUAGAAAGGAAGUCAAAAAUUCAAGACGAAGGACAACAACAACUUGUAAAUGGUUCUGUUUCUCAGCAGAAUAGUUUAAUCCAUGCUGAAUCAGUCGAAGAGGAGGGGGGUGAUCCAGUGGAUAGUGAACGAGGCCAAGUGCUACAGACAGCAAACGUGGUUAUUAACAUGCUCGAUGUAACUCUGCCUGGUACACUAGCAGAAGAACAGAAGAAGAAGGUCCUGGCAGCUGUGGAACAAGGAGAAACAGUCAUGAAAGCUUUGCAAGGAGCUGUACCAGAAGAUGUUCGUGGAAAGCUUACAGCUGCUGUUUCUGAAAUUGUGCAAACUAAAGGAACAAAUUUAAAUCUUGAUAGACUCAUGAUGAUUGGUAGGACUUCUAGUGUAUCAGAGCCAAAGUCUAAGGCCCAUGAAAAAGCUGGAGGUCCCUUAAGUUCUGAAAAUGGGUCAAGUAGCAGUAUCUCUUCAGAAAUUGUGAAAAGAGUCGACGAACUGACUACUGCUUCAGACAACAAUCAGUCUGGAAUGGAGAAGCCAUCUGGGGGGAUAGAAUUAGACGUUCAGCCUUCAUCAAAAUCUAUUGAUCUAGGUCAAUCUCAACAUUCGAGUGCUCAUGUAGAUGUUCCUAAUUCAGGAAAGAAGGAUACUAAUGACGCAGAGCAGAACCAUGGAAAAGAUGAGUUAUCAAUAGAAAGAUCUGUGCAGUUCUCUGAAUAUGAAGAAACAAGUUCAGAAACAGGUGGUAACGAGAAGACAAGCGGCACUGAGGAAGCUCAGGGAAAGGUGAACCAAGGAAAUGGAGUAGCUCAAUUGGGUGUAAAGGAAGUGAAUGAUAAUAGGACUACUGAAGAUAAAAGCUCAGAUGCUUCAGUUGACCAAAGUAAGCAAAUUCCAACCACAAAAUCUGAAGAAGCCUCAGCAUCUCCCCAACCAGAGCCAAUGGAAGAUAUGGGCAACAAUAACCAGACAACUGAAGAAAAAAACAUGCAGCCUAUGACAGACCAAAAUAAACAAGGGUGUACUAAAUCUGAGGAAACUUCUCCAUCCUUUCAACAAGCUCCUAAUCCUCCCUCUUUAAAUGUUUCACAAGCAUUUGAUGCCUUGACAGGUCUGGAUGAUUCCACCCAAAUGGCUGUCAACAGUGUUUUUGGAGUUAUAGAAGAUAUGAUUACUCAGUUGGAGGAAAAAGACAACAGAAAUGAUGGAAAGGAAGAUAAGAUUGUGGACAGGGUUGGGGAUGAGAAUGAGAAACCUGGUUCUGCAUCUGAGCCUUCCGUCACCAGUGAACACAAAUUGGAAAUUGAAGAAGACAGUAAGAAGGAAAUGAGCUCAGAGUCCAAUCAGUUGCAAUCAUGUGAUAAUCUUGUAGGCAAUUCCUCUGAGAAAUGUGCAGAACCACAUCAAGACACAACAAAUGGAUGGAAUGAGAGGAAACUCACAGAUAACCCUAGUUCACUUUAUAAAAGCUCUACUGGUGGUUUCUGGGGAUAUUGCAAUGGUAAUAAUCUAUAUAAAGAGGACAAAAAGAGGAAAGAAGAUUUGACAAGAUCCAAAUUUUUGGUGGAGAAUCUGGAUAAAUCUAAACCUGUACAUAAGUUUCCACUGUAUGUAACUAUAAAUCCAUACAGAGACUCACUGUACAGCGAAUACCUAAAUAAGUAUCUUCUUUCAAAAAUGUCAAACACCACAUCUCUAGAUUUGGAUACAACUACUGAUUUGUUGCUUGACUACAUUCCAGAAGAAGGACAAUGGAAGCUCUUGGAUCAACCAGGAAACGCUAGAAAUUUGGGUGUUGACCAGAAGGAUCAGGAUAUCCGCUCAACACCAGACGUAUAUGAUAUAGAUAAAAUUAUUGAACCAUCCUAUGUUAUACUAGAAACCGAAAAAGAAAAGCAACAGAUUGAAGAACAUGGGAGAGUAGAAGAUUUUAAUCAGAAAGCUCAAAUUGGUUCUGAUGUAUCUUCUGAGGAGCCGACACAAUUUAUUAAGAGUAUUAUACUGGAUUCUUUAAAAGUUGAAGUUGGUCGGAAGCUAGGUGCAUAUACUGUGAAAGGAAUGGAGUCUGAUCUUGCUCAAGAUUUGGAGCAAGUUGCAAAUGCAGUGAGCCUGGCAAUAGGACAGAGUGAGGAGCUGAUCUGGUCUUUGGCAAGUAAAGACCCUGCUUCCAGGAAGUUUGGCACAAUUAAUGGAGGGCUUAUUAUAAAUACAAUUUCUUCUGCUGUUCAGGAUGCCAAUUAUUUGGGUAAAGUGUUGCCGAUUGGUGUUAUUAUAGGCUCCAGCUUGGCUGCUCUGCGAAAGCACUUCAAUGUAGCUACAAUUGAUCAAGCUGACAGUAUGGGGGAAAACUAUUAUGGUCAAGUUCGUGAGAUGGGGAACUGUCAUAAACCUGUUGAAAAGAAGGAUCAAUUUUCUGAUAUGGAUGGCUUAACAAGCAGAGUUGAAGAGAAAGUUCAGAGAGUUAAUCUAAAGAAUGAUACUAUGAUGGUUGGUGCUGUUACAGCUGCCCUGGGUGCAUCUGCAUUGAUGGUACACCAACAGAGAGUGCCAGAGAAAAGUGAUGAAAUCACUGGAAUUUCUUCCAGGUCCCUCAAUGUAAGAGGAGGUCAUGGGAUGGAACCCGAUAAGCUUCAGGAAGCAAUAUCAGAAAAAAAUCAUAAUAAUAUAGUUACUUCCCUUGCUGAGAAAGCCAUGUCAGUUGCUGGUCCGGUGGUACCGACUAAGAAUGACGGUGAAGUGGAUCAGGAUAGGCUGGUCGCAAUGCUAGCAGACUUGGGGCAAAAGGGUGGAAUGUUGAGGCUUAUUGGUAAAAUUGCUUUGCUUUGGGGGGGUAUUCGUGGUGCUAUGAGUUUGACUGACAGGCUUAUCUCAUUCUUGCGAUUUGCUGAGCGUCCCUUGGUUCAGAGGAUCCUUGGGUUUGUCUGCAUGGUGCUUGUUCUAUGGUCACCAGUGGUUGUUCCACUACUUCCAACACUUGUGCAGGGGUGGGCAACACAUAAUUCCAAUGGAAUUGCUAAAUAUGUUUGUAUCAUAGGCCUUUAUACUGCUGUUCUGAUCCUCAUUAUGUUGUGGGGCAAAAGAGUCCGGGGAUAUGAAAAUCCACUUGCGCAAUAUGGGCUGGAUUUGACAUCAAUGCAAAAGAUCCAGGAUUGUCUGAAGGGUUUGACAGCAGGAUUCUUGCUUGUCUUAUCAAUACAUUCUAUAAAUGCGUUACUUGGUUGGGCCUGUUUCUCUUGGCCUAGCAGCCUGCCUUCAUCUUUAUCAGAUGCUGUAGCAUGGCUCAAAGUGUGUGGAGGAGUUUUUGUACUGACCGGGCAAGGAAUUAUGGCAGCAAUUGGUAUUGCCAUUGCAGAAGAAUUGCUUUUCAGGUCAUGGUUACCUGAAGAAAUUGCCGUGGAUCUUGGCUAUCACCAAGCAAUUAUCAUUUCAGGACUUGCAUUUUCUAUACUCGAGAGGUCUACUCGUGCCAUACCAGGUUUAUGGCUGCUGUCUUUGGCUCUCUCUGGGAUUCAGCAAAGGAGCAAUGGUAGUCUCUCCAUUCCAAUUGGAAUGCGUGCAGGCAUCAUAGCUACCAAUCUCAUCCUACAAAAGGGUGGCUUCUUAGCUUACAAGGGCAGUGGUCCUCUCUGGUUAAUUGGGUCUCAUCCAUUCCAACCAUUCAGUGGAGCUGUUGGUCUAGCCAUAUCCUUAUUAUUAGCUAUAGCUCUGUAUCCACAAAAGCCUCUCCAGAGGAAGAAAAUUAUGAAGGCCAUUUGAGAAAGGUUGGAUAAGGCUUAGUUGAGUUGUAUCUGGAAGUAGGCAGUCAAUUUGCAGAAUUUGGCAGUGUUGAGGACGGACCAUGAGGGACAAUGCCAAAUUUUGGGAUUAUAGGGUGGGUUGUACAAAUUGUACAGUGUGGUUCGAGUUGUGAUGGUCAAGCUGGGGUGCUCUC
Messenger RNA from Telopea speciosissima, 5639 nucleotides. RefSeq lists its product as uncharacterized. Bases 86 to 5464 code for a protein of 1792 amino acids. NCBI's taxonomy places the organism in Eukaryota, Viridiplantae, Streptophyta, Magnoliopsida, Proteales, Proteaceae. Gene Ontology annotation, biological process: CAAX-box protein processing. The record is from RefSeq and is a predicted model, not a curated record. Gene Ontology annotation, molecular function: metalloendopeptidase activity. The transcript has 11 exons. Gene Ontology annotation, cellular component: membrane.